ACUGUUUGCACCUCUGGGUUGUAGUGCGUGCUUCUGUUGUCGUCGCGUGGAGUGCGGUGCCUCUGUGCGUGAACAGCGUGUGCCCUCACGGCUGAUCGAUACGGAGCCUUUUCACGAGCCUUAUUUUCCCCACCAGUACUGCCCCCCUCUUGGUCAGACCCAGCGUUCGCCUCCAGGUCACAACAACAGCUGGGAUGUACGAGUGAAGAGACCCGCGCCCGCCCGGACCGCAGCGCCCGCAGGGGUACGCAGACAUGGACAGGAUAGGGGUGUCGUUCCUGGACCCUCUGAAUGACUAUGAGCUGAUCCACCGUAUCGGCUGCGGCACUUAUGGAGAUGUUUUCAAGGCUCGUAACAUCAGGACAUCUGAACUGGCGGCGAUCAAGAUUGUCAAACUGGACCCAGGGGAUGACAUCACGUCGAUCCAGCAGGAAAUCACCAUGAUGAAGGAGUGCAAACACAAAAACAUUGUGGCCUAUUUUGGCAGCUACCACAGGAACACAAAAUUGUGGAUCUGCAUGGAGUACUGCGGAGGAGGAUCCCUACAAGAUAUUUACCACUGUACAUGAACACUACUAUUACUCCUCAUUACUU
Molecule: messenger RNA, 594 nt
Organism: Boleophthalmus pectinirostris (great blue-spotted mudskipper)
Lineage: Eukaryota; Metazoa; Chordata; Actinopteri; Gobiiformes; Gobiidae
Product: mitogen-activated protein kinase kinase kinase kinase 2-like
Exons: 4
Coding region: 255-569 (104 amino acids)
Biological process (GO): protein phosphorylation
Molecular function (GO): MAP kinase kinase kinase kinase activity; ATP binding
Source: RefSeq, a predicted model, not a curated record